CUCAUUCUCCGUUUCGAGCACAUGCCGUGGGGCUGGUUGACAGGCUAUUCAACAGGUCUCAGUGGUUUUGCAACUGGCAGGUUUCCUACUUAAGCACGCUAGGUUUCCAGGCUGCUGCGCUGGCUCUCGUGUAAAGCGGGCUUACUCUUGGGAACCAGUCGCCGUCCAAGGACUAUUUAGAAGGCAUACACCUCCGAGGACAGCACUUAUCAUCAUCCUUCGCGGUCGCUACUGUAUUGAUCUUGCCCUUUUUUGGCGCCACGCCAGACAGCCUGCCAGACAUCGACUGGGACGAGCCAGCUCCCGUCUCCAAACAAAAACUUCGAAACGCCACAAAUGGGGUCCAUUCCGGCCCGGAACAGGACAGAGCUCCUCAGGCAACAACACAUUGCGCAGCAGCAACAAAAGAAACCGGCGAGCAAUAAAGAUGACACAGUCCUGCGACCGAUCAUCACGUCCAUCAACGGCAAUGUCGCCUGGAUAGUGUCUGUGCCAAGACCAGCGGGCGCUUCCCCGCCCAGCACCAAGGCAUACUACCAUGUCGUCGUCGACCCGUGGUUCGGCGAGCCGGCCAUCUUUGUGCACAAGUUCGUGCUGGCCAUGACGCUGGCCACUCCGCCCGCGAUGAAGAACAAGGAGGAUGUGGAGCAGGCGAUUCGGGAGAUCGAGGCUGCUGCUGCUGCUGCUGCUGGCGGUGCAAAGAUGAGUACUGCCAAGGAGAAAGAACAGCUGGUCGACGCGUUCGUCGUCACCGGCGGCGUCGAGCACGCCAUGCGCACGAGCAUGACGCAGUUCUCCCCUUCGAUCCCUGUGUUCGUGGCCAAGCUGUCAUAUGAGAACGUCCGCGCGUGGAACUACUUUGAUAAGGUUGUGUUUCUCGAGCCGUUUGUGCCGUCAACACCCGCAGCCGAUGAUGAUGAUGAUGAUGAUGAUUCAGGGACCAGCACGAAGGGGACCUGGAGCUCAGCCAACUCGGGGGCGCCGAUGCCGGAAUGGCUGACCAUCCUCUCCCUCAAGGUUGACGCGUUCAACAAUUUCGCCAUUGCGCUCGUGACUGCGAGUGGUGGUGCGGCUUCUGCCCCUGGUUCUGGCACAGAGCAGCAGCAGCAGGGCGAGGCCAUCAUCCUUGCGCCUCACGGCGUCUAUUCCGGGGAGCCGGCGCUGACUGCCCUCCUGACGCCUGCUCCCUCACCGGACAAUUCUGCCACCGGCGGCGAUGUCGCGAACGGAGCUCUGGCGAGGCCGCCGCUUCCGCCCAGAGUUCUGGCUUACCUGGGGCCCUUCAAGGACUCGUACUCGCUUGGCAUGCGCACGCUGUGCGGCGUGACGGAGGUGCUCUGCAUGGCACAGGCGUUUCAAGACGGGAUCAAGUAUUACGUGCACAACGGGGACUUGCCGGAGGGGGACCUCUUAUAUGGGGGCUUGCUGUCAUACAGCCUCAGAGAUGACCCAAAGACGCUGGAGUGGGGGGUUGAGCAGCUGAGGUCGGGAAAGGGAGGCGACGGGGUUGUUUAUGGGGCCGAGGCUGAGCUCAAGGUUCCGGAGGAGGUUGUCGUUGGGAAUGGGGAGAGUCGUGUGCUUGUUUGACAGCCGGGGGCAUAAUCAUGGAGAAGAGCGCUUGUUUUGGCAUUUUGCUGAUCUCGUUCGAUUGGAAUGAGUUCCUAGAGGCCCUUGUGCAUGAAGAUGACUUUCUUUGUGUCGAGUUUGUUGUAGGUUUUAAUGUCAGGAUUGGUAAAUGAUACACUCUGACAAC
Molecule: messenger RNA, 1753 nt
Organism: Microdochium trichocladiopsis
Lineage: Eukaryota; Fungi; Ascomycota; Sordariomycetes; Xylariales; Microdochiaceae
Exons: 1
Coding region: 337-1587 (416 amino acids)
Source: RefSeq, a predicted model, not a curated record